CGUUACGUAGCUACGUGGAUGAACGUCAACAUGGCUGAAUCCAUGAGUUGAUGUGGCACAACAAAGCGCAGCAUUGACACUGAACUUCAGCUGGAUUAGUUGUAUUUAUUUAAACGCAUUGAGUAAUACAAAUCAGGUCGCCAUGUAUCUCCAAAGGCUUUGCUUAUGUUCUCAGCUCUUAACAAGACAAAAUGCUUUUCAAAUCUCCAGAAGAGCUGCUUCACAAGGGAAGAUGCCACUGGCACGGGCACACGGUAAGUCGUUUGCCCACCGCAGUGAGCUACGCCAGGCCAAGAGAAUUCUCGUCAAACUCGGCAGUGCUGUUGUAACGCGAGGCGAUGAGUGUGGCCUUGCUUUAGGCCGGCUUGCCUCGAUCGUGGAACAGGUGGCGAUGCUGCAGAAUCAGGGUAGAGAGAUGAUGAUCGUGACCAGUGGUGCUGUAGCGUUUGGAAAACAGAGACUGAGGCAUGAAAUUCUCCUCUCGCAGAGCGUCAGACAAGCCUUACAUUCAGGCCAGAAUCAACUCAAAGACAUGACAUUACCGGUUCUGGAGGCGAGAGCUUGUGCUGCGGCUGGACAGAGCGGUCUGAUGGCUCUGUAUGAAGCUAUGUUCACUCAGUACAGCACCUGUACAGCACAGAUCCUUGUGACAAACUUGGACUUCCACGAUGACCAGAAGAGACGGAACUUGAACAGCACUCUCCACGAGCUCCUGCGGAUGAACAUCGUGCCCAUCAUCAACACAAAUGAUGCCGUGGUGGCUCCCCCAGAACCCAACAGUGACCUUCAGGGGGUAAAUGUUAUCAGUAUCAAGGACAACGAUAGCCUUGCGGCACGACUUGCUGUGGAGAUGAGGGCGGAUCUUCUCAUCGCUCUCUCUGAUGUACAGGGGCUUUACGACAGCCCACCAGGGUCAGACGACGCCAAGCUCUUGGACACAUUUUACCCUGGGGACCAGCAUUCCAUAACCUAUGGCACAAAGUCCAGAGUUGGGAUUGGAGGAAUGGAAGCUAAGGUGAAAGCAGCUCUCUGGGCCCUUCAGGGUGGGACAUCCGUGGUCAUUGCCAAUGGUACAGAUCCGAAGGUCACAGGUCAUGUGAUCACUGACAUAGUCGAGGGCAAGAAACUGGGAACCUUCUUCUCUGAGGUCAAGCCAGCUGGCCCCACAGUUGAGCAGCAGACGGAAAUGGCCCGCACAGCUGGCAGAACCCUUGCUUCCUUGGAGCCGGAGCAGAGGAGUGACAUCAUCUGCAUGUUGGCCGACCUCCUGACUGAGAGGAAAGAGGACAUUUUAGCCGCCAACAAAAAGGACAUGGAGAUAUCUGUAAACACGGGUCGUCUCUCUACGGCCAUGCUGAAGCGGCUAAGUUUGUCAUCAUCCAAGCUUAACAGUCUUUCUAUCGGUCUCCGUCAAAUUGCUGUGUCAUCUCAGGACAGCGUGGGCAGGGUUCUGCGCAGGACCCGUGUGGCAAACAAUCUGGAGCUGGAGCAGAUCACGGUGCCCAUUGGAGUACUUCUUGUCAUCUUUGAGUCCCGACCAGACUGCCUCCCUCAGGUUUCUGCUCUAGCUAUUGCAAGUGGCAAUGCACUUUUGCUGAAAGGUGGCAAAGAGGCUGCCAACACAAAUCGCAUUUUGCAUGAGCUCUGCCAGGAGGCCCUAUCUAUACAUGGAGUCAAAGAUGCCAUCCAGCUGGUAAGCACACGUGAAGAGGUGGAGGAUCUGUGUCGUCUGGAGAAAAUGAUCGAUCUCAUCAUUCCCCGUGGCUCUUCUCAGCUGGUCAGAGAUAUUCAGAGAGCAGCUAAGGGCAUACCUGUUCUUGGUCACAGUGAGGGCAUCUGCCAUGUUUAUGUGGACCAUGAGGCCAGUAUUGACAAAGCACUCAAAAUCAUUCGAGAUUCCAAAUGUGACUACCCUGCAGCUUGUAACGCUAUGGAAACUCUGCUGGUACAUCGGGAUCUUCUCAGAACUCAACUGUUUGAUCAGAUUAUCGACAUGCUGAGAAUAGAACAAGUAAAAAUCCACGCUGGCCCCAAAUUUGCAUCCUACCUGACCUUCAGUCCAUCAGAGGUGAAGUCUCUACGCACCGAGUACGGAGAUCUGGAGUGUUGUAUUGAAGUGGUAGACAGUAUGCAGGAGGCCAUUGAUCACAUUCAUAAAUAUGGCAGCUCACACACAGAUGUUAUAGUCACAGAGAAUGAGGACACAGCAGAGCAGUUCUUGCAACAGUUAGACAGCGCCUGUGUGUUUUGGAACGCCAGCACGAGAUUUUCAGACGGAUACCGGUUUGGACUCGGUGCGGAGGUUGGCAUCAGCACUGCCCGUAUUCACGCCCGUGGACCCGUGGGCUUAGAAGGGCUUCUUACCACCAAGUGGGUCUUAAGGGGAGAAGGCCAAACGGCUGCGGAUUUCUCAGAGCAUGGCAGUAUGAAAUUCCUUCACGAGAAUCUCCCAGUCGCGCACGUUCUUCCCGGACGUAGAACCACCAGCUAAAAGCAUCCGGAGUUAAAAAGCUUUUUACGGCUCUCUCGUUUCCGCCAAAUAAAUCUCCUUUAAGUGACUGCUUACCCACCUAAAGCAACAUUUUAAAGGGUUUCAUCAAGAAGUGUGUUUGGAGAAAGCGAACCUAACAUGGACCGAAAGCAAUUCAGUGAACCCAUUAUAUACAAGAGCGAAUUUCUAUUGUUUGUAUCGCACAGUCUCUCUCAAGGGCCUAAGUGCUUUUGACAUACCCUUGAUUUCAAUUUUCAGUUAUUUAAGUGUAUUUUUUUUUCUCAGAACAAACUGGGUUAGCCAUGUAGCUAUAUGUACGGUUAAUGACACCUCCACCUGUGUAUGAAAGGUCAUGCAAUGGAGAAGUUGAGUUGUUUAUUAAACAAUGGGUUUACCUAUUGUACUUUCAGGGGUUAUUUCUGCAUUUCUCUGGGUAGUGAAACAUAAGGCCAAUCAUAAUGGUUUUUUUUGCACAAUUUUGAUUUAUUGACAAGAUGUACAGUAACAACUCCUGAUAUUCCCAACAGAAUGGUGUAUUUAAUAUAUUAGUAUGUGGAUUUAUUAAUCCACAUAUUAAUAUAAUCAUGUAAAAACAAUCCAAAUUGAAUUUUAGGAUGAAUUUUCUGUGACACAUGCUUGAAAUAUUUUAUUGGAAAAAGGAAAACCAUUACAGCAGUGGAUAUUAGUAUUUUUUUUUCUUUGCAUUACUUUACAUGUUUGUUUUCUGUUGACCUCUAUUAUGCUUUCAUGCAUUGAUCAUGCAUAACUGUAGAGAUUUACCUGUUAUUGUUGUUAAAUUGACUCCCUCUUUACCACUGUUGUGGGCCUUGUUUUUGUUGUAAAAGUGCUGUAAUGCAAAAUAGUCACAAUUGUGGUGUAAAUGUUCAUAUAGUUUGUUAAAUAAAUUUUUUGUACUUUUAAGAA
Paramisgurnus dabryanus is the source of this 3415-nucleotide messenger RNA. It is a transcript of the gene aldh18a1, whose product is annotated as aldehyde dehydrogenase 18 family, member A1. Lineage: Eukaryota; Metazoa; Chordata; Actinopteri; Cypriniformes; Cobitidae. Gene Ontology annotation, cellular component: mitochondrion; cytoplasm. Gene Ontology annotation, molecular function: glutamate-5-semialdehyde dehydrogenase (NADP+) activity; ATP binding; glutamate 5-kinase activity. The record is from RefSeq and is a predicted model, not a curated record.